Messenger RNA from Nomascus leucogenys (northern white-cheeked gibbon), 859 nucleotides. Its product is annotated as HCLS1-associated protein X-1-like. NCBI's taxonomy places the organism in Eukaryota, Metazoa, Chordata, Mammalia, Primates, Hylobatidae. The record is from RefSeq and is a predicted model, not a curated record. The transcript has a single exon. Bases 20 to 859 code for a protein of 279 amino acids. Gene Ontology annotation, biological process: negative regulation of apoptotic process; regulation of actin filament polymerization. Gene Ontology annotation, cellular component: sarcoplasmic reticulum; mitochondrion; actin cytoskeleton.
AAAAGAUUCGAGUCCUAAUAUGGGAAUGAGCCUCUUUGAUCUCUUCCGGGGCUUUUUCGGCUUUCCUGGACCUCGGAGCCACAGAGAUCCCUUUUUUGGAGGGAUGACUCGAGAUGAAGAUGAUGAUGAGGAAGAAGAGGAAGAAGGGGGCUCAUGGGGCUGUGGGAACCCAAGGUUCGAUAGUCCUCAGCACCCCGCCCCUCCCCCCCGCCCCACCGAGGAAUUUGGCUUUGGCUUCAGCUUCAGCCCAGAAGGAGGGAUACGUUUCCACGAUAACUUCGGCUUUGAUGACCUAGUACAAGAUUUCAAUAGCAUCUUCAGCAAUAUGGGGGCCUGGACCUUGCCUUCCCAUCCUCCUGAACUUCCAGGUUCUGAGUCAGAGACACCUGGUGAGAGACUGCAGGAGGGACAGGCACUUCGAGAAUCAAUGCUUAAGUAUCCAGAUAGUCACCAGCCCAGGAUCUUUGAGAGGGUCUUGGAGAGUGAUGCAAGAAGUGAAUCCCCCAAACCAGCACCAGACUGGGGUUCCCAGAGACCAUUUCAUAGGUUUGAUGACAUAUGGCCUGUGGACCCCCAUCCUAGAGCCAGAGAGGACAAUGAUCUUGAUUCCCGGGUUUCCCAGGAGGGUCUUGGCCCGGUUCUACAGCCCCAGCCCAGAUCCUAUUUCAAGAGCAUCUCUGUGACGAAGAUCACUAAGCCAGAUGGGAUAGUGGAGGAGCACUUGACUGUGGUGGACAGUGAGGGCCAGACAGAGACCACCGUAACCCAACACGAAGCAGAUAGCAGUCCUAGGAUGAUCCAGAAUCACCAAGACCUCCAGCCCUGGAUGAUGCCUUCUCCACCCUGGACUUAUUCCUAG